CGGGACCAGUGUCCAACCGAAAGUGAGAGUGAUCACAUCGAUCGGAUCGGUUCGCUAUUGUGCUCUGUUAGUGUUUUGUUUUGUUUUGUUUUGUUUUGAUAGAUUCGAGAUAAUCUGACACGACUGUUUGGCAUGCUAUCCGUUCUGGCAAGGCGAGGAAUCGCACGAGAGAAAUGCUACGGGGCUGUCCGGUUGGUAGCUCAGAGAGCUGCCUCCACCGAGAGGGAACCGAGCAAGACCGCUCUGUAUGAAUUCCAUCAAAAACACGGUGGAAAACUUGUUGAUUUUGCCGACUACUGGCUGCCCGUUCAGUACAGCGAUCAAAGUAUCAUCAAGUCGCAUCAAUACACCCGGGAGUGUGGUUCGAUUUUCGAUGUGUCUCACAUGCAGCAGACUUAUCUGAGAGGCAAGGAUGUCAUCAGCUGUUUCGAAUCGGUUUGCACCGCCGACAUCAAGGGACUGAAGAAUGGCACCGGAACUCUAACCGUGUUUCCCAAUUCCAAGGGUGGUAUUUUGGAUGAUUUGAUCGUGAACCGGGUCUCGGAUGAUACACUUUACGUCGUAUCGAAUGCAUCACGAAAGCAAACGGAUAUGGCCGUUAUAAACGAUGCAGUGGCAGUUUUCAAAGCGAACAAAAAAGAUGUUUCGGUGGAAUUUCUUCCCAGCGACGAACAAUCACUGCUGGCUGUUCAAGGACCAGCCGCAGUGGCAGCCGUGCAGAAGCUUUGCACCACCGACUUGUCCCGUUUGUUCUUCAUGAACACCAUCAGCGACACAAUCGCCGGAGUGGAAAAGUGUCGCAUCACUCGCUGCGGAUACACGGGGGAGGACGGUCUCGAAAUCUCAAUCCCAUCCGCCAGGGCCGUGGAAAUCGCGUCCGCUUUGUUGGACUCGAAAGUUGGCAAACUAAAACUGGCUGGUCUCGGAGCCCGGGAUUCGCUGCGAAUAGAAGCGGGACUGUGUUUGUACGGAAACGAUAUCGACGAAACGACGACCCCGGUGGAGGCCGGUCUGCUCUGGUUGGUGGCUAAACAGCGCCGGGUGGAGAAAAACUUCCCCGGGUCGGAUGUCAUACUGAAUCAAAUCAAAAACGGAGUAACACGGCGUCGGGUUGGAUUCCUGAUGACCUCCGGUUCGGCGCCAGCACGGCAGCACGUGGAAAUCUACGACAAUGAGCAGCAUAAAAUAGGUGAAAUCACCAGCGGCUGUCCCAGUCCUUGCUUGCAGCGGAAUAUCGCUAUCGGCUAUAUUCAGGAAGUAUCGAAAAAGGUAGGAACGGAAGUCAUGCUCAAGGUUCGGGACAAAUUUUAUCACAGCCAGGUUGCCAAGAUGCCCUUCGUGCCAACAAAUUAUUAUCAACCACCGAAAUAAAACGCAUUUUUGAUAAUA
Molecule: messenger RNA, 1389 nt
Organism: Malaya genurostris
Lineage: Eukaryota; Metazoa; Arthropoda; Insecta; Diptera; Culicidae
Exons: 3
Coding region: 133-1371 (412 amino acids)
Biological process (GO): glycine catabolic process
Cellular component (GO): mitochondrion
Molecular function (GO): aminomethyltransferase activity; protein binding
Source: RefSeq, a predicted model, not a curated record